CUGUGAGUUAUUUUAGAUAUUUAAAUAAAUCUAUGCUAUACAAACACCAAAUUAAGCUGUUUUCUAGCUAAAGUAGAUAUAUUCUGAGUUCAGAAAGAUACCUUUAAUCAAAAUUAGAUCCAUUUCUUAAUGAACAGUUGCAAAAUAUGCAAUGACAAGUACUAAAGAACAUAAUGAUUAGAUAGACACAUUUAUCAAAAUCAUAUUUGAUCGAAACUAUUUCGAAAUUCAGGAAGUGACAACUGACUGUGCAGUCUUUCUGCAGAAGUUUGCCUCAAGAAUAGCACAACACAAAGGAGUCCUCAAGAAAUAAAGCCAGAAAUAUUAGAGAAAGAGCCAACAUAAAUAGCAUCGAGGAUCAUAGACAUGAAGCAUUAAAAGAAGCACAAGUUUGAGAAACUGAGGGUAAAGAAAGAGAAGAUGAAACCAAACGCAAGGAUCAACAAAUUUUAAACAGUAGCCAUUUUCAGGAAGAUAUAUGUGAGAUCAAUAAUGAAGAAACAAACAUUUUCAGUUUAAAAACACUCUUCACUCAAAGAGCCCAAAUUCUGCAUACUUUUAUCCAAAAGCAAUCAGAAUAUGAAUCCCAAAUUGAACAAAUGAAGGAACAAAUCAAGAAUUUACAAUGCGAACUGAGUUAUGUACGGACUCAAAUAAUUCUUGAGAAGGCUUCAUUAGUUGAGGCUAAGAACAGCAUUAUAGAAGUUUCUGGCCAACGCCAGAAACCUUCAAAAUUGAGAGACCUCAACUUAAAAUGAAGAGAUCUUGUAAAUUUGACCUUAUCGCAAUAGAAUUCUUGAGUAGAGAAGUCAAUUGAAGAAGAUUUGCAAAAAGAUUUAUGCAAAAUUUUAAACUCUACUGCUGAUCAUCAUUCAAUAUUGACUGAGGAGUCUUCAUUGUUUCUAAAUGUACAGCAUGAAAGUGACCAAAGAACCUUAAAGAGGUUGGCUGGGAGAAGGCUUCCUAAGCUAAAGUCUCUGACAAUUGAAGGAUUUGCUACACAUCUACAUCCUGAGAAGAUAGAAGCUUUUAUAACCCAGAGCAUUCCUGACGGACUUGAAUGUUUGUCAUUUAAAGGAAGUCAUGACUUCCUUCCUUUGAUUCUUAAAGUAGCCAAAAGAGUCAAAUAAAGAGAUUUAUUUGAAAGAGAUGACACUCACUCAACAAGAAAUGAUUGAAAUAUUAAGUAUUUAAGGAUUACCUCUAAUUAUAGUCGCUUUCAAGCAUUGCAAGACUGUAUCAUUGUAUUCAUCAAGCGCUAAGAUUCAUUCAGAACUAGAUUUUGGAAGCAAACUGGAUGGCUCAGUCAUAACGUUUCUCGAUCUUUUUGGAAAUGGGUACAAAUCUGGAGAGGAUUGGGGGAAAAACCCAAUAAAAUUCAGACAUAUUCUAACAGGCCUCUACAAAGUUGAAAGUAUCAGACAGAAUCUUAGAAAGAUUAAUGUAGAUUACUGAUGAAUGAAUUAUCUACAAGCAAUAAUGCAUAUACAUGCUGUUGGGUUCACCGAUGUAAUGGUUAUA
This is a messenger RNA of Moneuplotes crassus, 1521 nucleotides long. The record is from the annotation of a GenBank genome assembly. NCBI's taxonomy places the organism in Eukaryota, Ciliophora, Spirotrichea, Euplotida, Euplotidae.